AUGAAAACUACUCAAAAGUAUGGCAUCAUCAGAUCACUGCAGGCGAUUCACAGAGCACAAGUGCUUAUGUAUGGAAUAUGGUCAAGUGCAGUCUCAUCAUCAGCCUAUCCGACUCUUGAGCAUUCAACGUCACAACCUUUGACAGAUCAAUAUGGAGAAAAUAAACGUGAAGAAAGCGAUCCAUUAGAAUAUUGCACACUUGAGCAGAAACAACCUAAACACAAGGAUGAAAAUGGUGAUCCAAAGGAAGACGAAUCAUUUCUUGACGGAGAUGGACCGGUCUACUGUCAGGGCAAUGGAACCAAUAAGCAAGAACUAAAUGCUGAAGCUGAUACGAAUGUGUCAGACAGAAAAUGUUAUGCUAGCAUUCUGGGGACUGUGCAGCUGCUGUGUAGUAUUUUUUCAAUGGAUUUUAUGGCCAAUUCGCUCAUUUAUGCAACGAUUUGA
Molecule: messenger RNA, 447 nt
Organism: Vittaforma corneae ATCC 50505
Lineage: Eukaryota; Fungi; Microsporidia; Nosematidae
Exons: 1
Coding region: 1-447 (148 amino acids)
Source: RefSeq, a predicted model, not a curated record